UAUUCUGUCUCCAAAAGCACCUCCCCCCCACUGCGCCUCCACGUGUUUCGCUCGCUCGCCGUCACACGAUCGCUGCUAAAUUUGCUACUGAUUAGAGAGUACGCCCCUCCCAAAAGUCGACCAUUCUUUGAAUAUCUUCUCCGCACCCACCUUUGCCCAAAUGUCCACUACUAACACUGUGAGCAAUUCGCCUAAGAUCCUCCAGCUCCUCAAGCCACUUGUCACAAACAUCCAGUUCUACUGGUUCCUUGGCCAUGUGGCAACCGUGACGUUUUCCGUGCUCCACUCGCUCACGUCGCUCUUCAAGGCGGCGUAUUCGCCGACACCACUUAGGUUUUAUCGCUGGGCUUUGGUUGCCAUUAUCUUCUCAUACCUUAUUGUGCUCCGCCAGUCGUACAAGAACAAAAAGUCGCUUCCGUUCCAGUUGCUUGUGAACCGCGACUUUUUACUCCACGACUUCUUGAAGAAUGAUAACGUGCAAUACUUGUUGUUUGCGCUCUCGUUGCUUCUCUUCACUACCAACGCAAACCCGAACCGUGGCCCGAUCCCGUUGCAAGGCGCGCUAUACUCCUUUACCAUCUUUUCCACCUUCCACGCGUUGAACUAUUUCAACAACAACUUGAACAAAUCGAACGCCCGUCUUCUGGACUGGAUCAAGAACUUCCAGGCACAAUUCUCAGAAAAGUCUCACUAUAUCUGUGCCACUGCCGAGGCCAUGAUUCUCUUGCAGAUGAUCACCAUAGUGCCAAGGACGCUUAUUCUUUUGGUGUUCAGAUGGCAGGUUCUCAACGCGGCGAAGCACUUGAUUGUUGUGCUCAGUUAUGUCGUGUUCAUUAAGUUGAGAUACGAGCAGAAUGCUGUUACCAAGACUGUUAUUGAUGGGUACGUGUUGAAGGUUGACACUUUAUUGAGUGCGCCACAAUUGGCCGUGAUUCCUGUCCAGGUGAAGAACUUCUGGUUUGUGACGGUCAAGGGCUUGGUGCGGAAGUACAUUGGGCCUAUCCGAUUGCCACAGAGUAAGCCGGGGAAGAAGGAGAUGUAACGUGAAAACUUGCCAGAAAUUUCUUCCCGCGUGGGGGUUAGCUCCACAGCUCUGUCGUUCCAUCGCCACUUUGGAUCUCCCUACUUAUUCCCUCAUCAUGUCUUGCCGCAUUUCCUUAGGGCUGAUUUACUGGGUCUGCCUCUCCUUUCGCAACUACCGGAAACCCUUAGUCGACUGUCUCUCAUUCUCGUGUACCAUAACUGU
This is a messenger RNA of Babjeviella inositovora NRRL Y-12698, 1246 nucleotides long. RefSeq lists its product as uncharacterized. NCBI's taxonomy places the organism in Eukaryota, Fungi, Ascomycota, Pichiomycetes, Serinales. The transcript has a single exon. Gene Ontology annotation, biological process: endoplasmic reticulum tubular network organization; membrane organization. The coding region runs from base 161 to 1042 and encodes 293 amino acids. Gene Ontology annotation, cellular component: endoplasmic reticulum. The record is from RefSeq and is a predicted model, not a curated record.